Molecule: messenger RNA, 3768 nt
Organism: Rhodotorula toruloides NP11
Lineage: Eukaryota; Fungi; Basidiomycota; Microbotryomycetes; Sporidiobolales; Sporidiobolaceae
Product: RalA-binding protein 1
Exons: 9
Coding region: 1-3768 (1255 amino acids)
Biological process (GO): regulation of GTPase activity; signal transduction
Cellular component (GO): cytoplasm
Molecular function (GO): phosphatidylinositol binding
Source: RefSeq, a predicted model, not a curated record
AUGUCUUCGCCUCCUCCGCCGUUGACAUUGUCGGCACUCCUCGCCGAACACUCGGAUGACCCCCAUGCCGCCCUUUCCACCCUCCUCAGCCGCUUCAACCGCCUUCUAUCCGACUAUUCUGUCCUGCGACAGGAGAAGGAGAACGCGGAACGUUCUGCCGAGCGCAGUGCAGUGGAGAAUCAGCAGCUGUGGCGGAGUCUGAAGGCGAUGACGGGCAGUUCGAGUCCGCGGCCGCCGGUGAGGGGGGAGAGCAGUCUGCCGUCGAGGCAGAACUCAGAGGGCGGGAGCACGGUGAAAGGGCUGGGGAUCGGUGGAAGCGGCGAGUCGACGCCUGCUUCGCGAGGGUUGAGGCGCGGCUUGUCAUCCGAGUCGAACCCGGCCCGCCUCGACCUCCCGAACAGCUCGUCUGCUUCAUCCUCACACAACUCCUCACCCCGAUUCGGCCCGUCGUCGUCGAAUUCAGUCGACUUCGAACCGUCCACUCCCGCAGGCACGUCCUCCGACCAGGACCGCUCGCCUCGACUCGCCUCGAACUACCACUUCCCGUCCUCCUCUUCACCCCUGCGAGCGAAAGCCGCCACUCCGCCUCCAAACGCCUCGCCCAGACACAUGCACCGAGACGAGCCUAUAGGCGCAUCAGGUCUUCGCAAGGCCAGCUCGCUCGACCUUGGGCGCGGAAAUCCGCCAGAGCCCGAUGCCGAAGCGACGAACAACUCGCCCAGCAGCUUCGUCGCGCCAUCUGUGCACAUGACGCUCCCCGACGACUACUCUGCCACCGAGCCGAAGACUCCUCCACCUCCAUCAGUCAACGGCCCGCUCGACCGAUCCCUCCUGCUCAACCGGCGAAGACAGAGCAGCCCGCGCAUCUCGGGCAGCGCGAGCAUGCCCAUGAUCGCCAACUCGGACGCUGCGGGCGGGAACAGGUUCUUGCCAUCGAUCCAGCCCGUCAGCCCUUUCUUCAACCCGUCGCCGAGGUCUGGCGAGCGGGGAGAGCCGAUGCCGACUGGGUCUGCGGCGGGCGAGCAGCUUCAGCAGCAAUUGCAGGGUGGAGCAGGCGUGCCGAAGCGGGACCGGACAUUCUCCGCAGCUUCGGCGGCGUCUCUGCCGCUUGGAAGCGCAUUCGAGGCCGGUCAGCAGCAGCAGCGCGAACAGUACCUCCUCCCGACCCGCUCUUCCUCCACCAACGUUCCUUCCUCGUCAUCUUCGUCACACCUCGCCGAAUCUGCCCUUCCCCGGGAGCGCGAACGCAGGCCGUCCGCUCCCGCUUCCAAGCUCUCCCAGACCCGCUCCGCAGGCGAGUCGAGCGGCGAGCCGUACCCCUCCAACUUCUCUGCCCCCGCUUCUCGCCGACCAUCGGGAACGGCGCCGCUUCCUGCGCUCCCUUCGCACGAAGAUGUGCCACUCCCGCCUCCCCCUCCCGCAACUCCGCCCGUUCGACCAGUCCUCACCCCGUCCCUCCUCCCUCUCGCCCGCGUCCGUAUCGCCAGCUCCAACAUUCGCAUGAACGAGAAGCACAAGGAGGUCAUCUCGUUCGUCAUCGAGGUCGACCUCUCGCUUCCUUCCUCGCCUUCCGAUAUCGACGGGCCAGCAGGUUCGACGGUCCGGUGGCGCGUCGAGAAGCUCUACUCAGACAUCCUUGCGCUCGACUCGGCUGUCAAGAACAAGACGAACAAGCAGGAGACCAAGAACAUGACGAGUUUGCCGGACAAGAGCCUGUUCAAGGAUCAUGCGCCGCACAAGAGCGACCAGCGAAAGGCUGUCCUCGAGCGAUACCUCCAGACCCUCGUCUCCCUUCCGCUCCGCGACCGCUCCGCCGUCUGCGCCUUCCUUAACAGCGACAUCGCCUCCGACUCGCCGUCUCCAACAUCGAGCGGGCCAAUGGCGGGAUGGCUGACGAAGCGUGGCAGGGCAUUCGGCGGCUGGCAGACGCGGUACUACAUCUUGACGCCUGGCUCAACGCUGACCUACUACGACGCGCCUGGCGGCAACAAGCUCGGCGAGAUCCCGCUUCACUCGGCGACAAUCGGUCGGCAAUCGUCGAGGUCCGCCGAUCCAGGCGAGGAUGCCUACCUCCACGCCUUCCUCAUUCGCACGAAGGACGAGAAGGAGCAGGAGGCGGACCACAUCCUCUGCGCCGAGAACGACGACGUCCGAGACGCCUGGGUCGUUGCGUUGACGACUUUGCGGCCGAAGGGUGGCUCGGCGAAAGCGAACGGCAGCGAGAAGGACAAGGAGCGAGGGUCGGCACCGAGCGCGUCCACACCGCCUAUCCCGACCGUCGUCUCGCCCGAACCUGAACCUUCGACAGGCAAGGAGCGACGACGAUCGGGCUCGGGCCCUUCCACCGUCGGCGGAUCUGAGCAGCAGGGUACGGCGCAGGACCCGCGCAACCUGUCUGCCCGGUCAGCCGGCGACCUUCCGCCGUCGUACUCGCUUCCCUCCAACCUCGAUGCCUUCGCUCGCGGCAUGCCUGCUCUCGACGCAGCUUCAGCUCGUGGCAUCGGGACAAUCCCCGAAGACGGUUCAGUCACUUGCGAGCCAUCAACGAGCGACCUCUCAGCCCCGACCGGCGAGGCGACACACAACAACCACCAGCGAGGCGACACACAACCACCACCAACAACGCCAUCGCAGCAGCACUCGACCAAGUACAGCGCCAGCGACGUGUCAGGACCGAUGAACGCCGUGCCUCUCCCCUCCGGCUACGACUUCAAGAAGAUCGAGCGGCAAAAGAAGACAAAGUCAUCGUUCUGGAACUUCGCCUCGCGCAACUCGAGCGACAAGGGUUCGCCUGGCCAGUCUGCCGCCGCUCCCGCACGACCCGUCUUCGGCGUUCCGCUGAAGGAGGCGGUCGCCAUUUCGCGCAUCCGGCCCGGUCUCGAGUUGCCCGCUAUCGUGUACCGCUGCGUCGAGUACCUCGAAGCCAAGAACGCGGAGCACGAAGAAGGCAUCUUCCGACUCUCCGGCAGCGCAAACGUCAUCCGCCUGCUCAAAGACCGCUUCAACGCCGAGGGCGACGUCAAUCUGCUCCAGAGCACCGAGUACUACGACCCGCACGCGAUCGCCGGUUUGCUGAAGCAGUACCUUCGCGAGCUGCCGGUCCACCUCUUGACUCGCGAGCUUCACGGUAACUUCCUGCGGGUGAUCGACCUGCGGAACCGACGGGACCGCGUCAAUGCACUCGGGAAGCUGGUCGCGCAGCUGCCCAUCGAGGAAUAUACACUCUUCCGCUUCUUCUUCGCCCACCUCUGCCUGAUCGCUCAGAACGCCGAGACGUCCAAGAUGAACCUUCGCAACCUGGGCAUCGUCUUCUCUCCGACUCUGGCGAUACCUGCGCCGCUCUUCAGUCUGUUCCUCAGCGAGUUUGACCUCGUAUUCGCCGUGGAAUCGGAGACUGGCGCCGCCAAGCCCAUCACGCUCGAGGAGGAGGCGACAGAGGACACGACAGCUCCUCAAGAGCGACGGACAACGAACCGCAACUCGCAGAUCUACGAGGCGAGCGGAGCCAACAAGUUGAUGGAGAGUGAACUGCGCCGGCUCAAGGAAAACGACGAGGAAGAGGCGACUGGCGACUUGCCGGACGAGUCGGACGGGCCCGAGGAGACGACUCGGGUCAUCAGCCCGACAGACGGGGACCUCACUUCGUCCAGUACCUACGACCCGCACUACUCGCACUACGUCAAUCCGUCCCUCGCCAACCUCCCCGCUCCGCCUCGCAGUCCCGGUUUGCCCGCCUCACCUCGACCGGGCGCAACCUUCCAGACGUGA